Octopus bimaculoides (California two-spot octopus) is the source of this 2288-nucleotide messenger RNA. RefSeq names its product coiled-coil domain-containing protein 166. The record is from RefSeq and is a predicted model, not a curated record. NCBI's taxonomy places the organism in Eukaryota, Metazoa, Mollusca, Cephalopoda, Octopoda, Octopodidae.
UAUGGUAACAGUGACGCGUGGAAAGGAUACAGUUUAUGAGAAAUAAUGCCGCCGAAAAAGAAAAAGCAGAAGAAAAAGACGAAUUCUCCCAAAGAAACAGUGCUUGUCCCCGAGAAGACUCUGAAAGAGACAAUUCUAGAGAAACAUCUGCAAGAUAUUACAAGACAACUUGAAAAAUGCAAGGCCCGAGUAGCUGAACUACAAUAUGAAAAUACAAGUCUGGAAGAUGAAGCCACCAAGACACGGACGGAAAGUCAUGAAUACAUGAACUACAUGGGGAAGAAGACGGAGCUGAGGCAGAAGACAGUCGUCACUCUGAAUGACCACAACAAAGAACUCUUUCGUGCAAUUCAAGAAGAACGAAAGCAGAUAGAAGAAAAAUAUGAUGGCCGGAAAAAAGAUCUUGAAACGGUUCUUUUGGCAAAGAGACAUGUUCUUCAUCAAACGAAAAAAGAAAUGGAUGCCCUCCAAGAAAGUAAGUUUCUCCAAGAGGAACAGUUGAAAAGAAUCACUGAACUUGAAAAGGAAAUAAUCGAAAUCAGAAACCAUCAUGCAUUGAGUGUUGAAGAAUUGAAAGAGAAAUACAUAGAUGAGAAAAUGAAGUUUCGUAUGGAGGCAGACGAAAAAAUCCGUGUGCUUACCAAAGAGGCAAAUGAGGAAGCCAGGAAGCAUUUGGUUCAAUAUGCUGAGAUGAUAAAGAAUGAAAACAGAUCUUUGAGGAGACAACUUAAAUCUUUGAUUGUAAGCAACCGUGCACUUCUGGAUCAUCGGCAGCGACUGGAAGAACAACAUAAGACACUUGCUUGGAAAUUACAAUAUGCUGAAGACAUGAAGUCUUUACAUAGAAGACGUUUAAACAAAGCCUCUUAUCUCAACAAUGACUCCACUAGCAUUCUGGAUGACUUGGUGAAUUCUAAAAGUAUAGCUCUGAAGAAACUUUAUGCUGAAACAAAUCCUUGAUAUCUUUGGCUUUAUUUCAAGCUUCCAUGUAUAUAACUUUACUGUUUCUCCACUUAAAAUGUCAUUAAUGGUAGAUUGAGACAGCUUUUUUUAGUGACUGCAUUCUAAGGCAACUUUAGUUUUAACAUGGUUUAUUUCAUGGAGAUUCUCAACUUUGUUCUACCAAACAGUAAAUUAUCAGGAUCACAAUUGAGUGUGCUUUGUUUAUUUUUGAAAUUUCAUCAUUCUAUUGUAUACCACCAUGUCUACAAGAGUUAACUCUUUCAUCUAGCACAGUGAUUUCCAACCAUUUUUUAUCUAUGGACUUCUGUGAUUUCUAUUUACAUCGACCCUAGUACUCAACUGGUACUUAUUUUAUUGAUCCCGAAAGGAUUAAGAGCAAAGCUGAUCUUGGCAGAAUUUGAACUCAGCACAUGUAAAUGCCAUUAAUCAUUUUGCCUGAUGUGCUAAUGAUUCUGCCAUCUUGCCUUUUAUAUAUGUAUGUAUGUAUGUACACAUACACACACAUACACAUACACACACACACAUACACACGUGUGUGUGUAAGAGAGAAAAAUCUUAUGUUUGUAUGAGUGUAGGUGUGCAUGUCUCACUUAAUUCUUAAUCCAUUCAGUUCUGGAACCAACAAGUAAUUAAAUGUAACUGACUGGAUUAUAGCUACACCAAGAGAAACUACCGAGUGAUAUCAGAUUUUAUAGAUUUAGCUCUGAGAUUACAUUUACCAGCUGUGGCACUGUUACAUUAUAUGUUAACAUGGUUCUCCCUGCUAUAAAAACACGAUAAAUUCAGAAUGAAAACAAUUAAAAAAUAUGUAAUAGUUUUGUGAGCAUGGCCCACAGUAGCCGUUGAAAAGCCUCUAAGGCCAGGAAAAUCCUUGAAGCAGCUGAGAAAUAUUCUUUAGUCUGUAAUUGCAUUAUUCAUUGAACUGGCAUGAAUUGGCGGGAAUUGGUGUGAAUUGGCAUGGCUGUGGGGUUAAGAAGUUUCUGUCCCGUCUAUGUUGUCUUGAGUUCCGUCCCAAUGUGUGGCAUGUUAGGCAGAUGUUUUCUACCACAACUCCGGGCUGGCCAAAGCCUUGUGAGUGGAUUUGGUAGACGAAAACUGAAAGAAGCCCACUAUGUAUGUAUGUAAGCAUGCAUGUAUGUGUGUGUGUGUGUGUGGGUUUGUGUGCACAUCUAUGCGUGUGUGUUUUGUGUUUUCCCUCACCAUUGCUUCUAUAUUAUAAUAGAGAAAGCUGCUUAUUAAUUAAUUAUGUAACAGUUACUAAAACAAAGCAAUUAUUAAAGGUUUGACUGUCUGGAAAGUUUUUUAUAAAUUCAUGUUCCAAGAAA